Molecule: messenger RNA, 1669 nt
Organism: Lucilia sericata (common green bottle fly)
Lineage: Eukaryota; Metazoa; Arthropoda; Insecta; Diptera; Calliphoridae
Product: zinc finger protein Xfin-like
Exons: 6
Coding region: 414-1562 (382 amino acids)
Biological process (GO): regulation of transcription by RNA polymerase II
Cellular component (GO): nucleus
Molecular function (GO): DNA-binding transcription factor activity, RNA polymerase II-specific; zinc ion binding; RNA polymerase II transcription regulatory region sequence-specific DNA binding
Source: RefSeq, a predicted model, not a curated record
CCCUGAUUAAAACCACAAAAAAUAUUUUUUAUAUUUUUAUUCGAAUUCUAAAAAUCAAAAAGUCAACUUUACAUAAAUCGCAAAGUCCAAAAAUUGAGUUUCAAACGUUCAGCUAAUACUUUCAAAUGUUUCUUAUUUAACUGCAAGGUUGUAUGUGCCAUCUGUCAUGAUAUCAUUUAUUAUACAUAACAAUGUACAAAGAAGAAGCAUUGUUUAUGUUUACAAUAAAAUUUGUUAAAUUGAGAAACAAAAAAACUAAUAAAGGACGAAAUGAAUUUAAAUAAUAAAGGUUGUCGCAUUUGUCUAAAGGGCAAGGUAUUAUUAAACUGGAACGAAGAAAUUGACGACAUCUCUGGUAUGAGCUACAGAGAUUGUUAUUACAAAUACACAGAACUGCAGUCAACUGCUAAGCCAUGCGUUCAUUUGUCUCAUUGUUUUUAGAUUCAGAUCCUUUGCCACCGAAUUUAUGCAGAACAUGCUCAAGGGGUCUUAAAAAUGCGUACUUUUUAUUUAAAAAAGCUAUAGAAUCAUUUAAUAUACUACAUAAUACUCUUAAAACUAAUGAACUUAAACCAAUAUCGUGUAUGGAGGAGGAUAUAUCAAUGGAAUUUGAACAUAAGAUAUUGGGUGAUUAUAAUUUAGAUAAUUUAAUUAAAGAAGAUACUAUUAAGGACAAAAAUCUGGACGAUGUUUAUUCUAAUGAAGUAUUAAUUACCGAAAAUGAUACAAAUUAUGAUGGUAAUAACGAAAUGUCUUCGCAAAAUGAAGAAGAAAUAGUACCAGUAGAUUUUAUUGACAUAAAAAAUUAUGAAUCAUCAGCGGAAGACUUAUUGGAGGAAAGGCCUAACGAAGAUUCUAAUACAGAAUCUGCUAUGGACUCAACAACUAGAAAGGCUGCCAAAAAGAAAAAACAAAAAUUACAUAUGUGUGCAUAUUGUUCUUUAAAAGUCAUUCACAAAAGUGUUCUAAUAAAACACGAAGCAACACACAGUGAAAAUAGACAGCGCACUGAAACGUGUCCUCAUUGUGAACUUAAAUUUUACGAUAAAUUAGGUUUAAAUAAUCACGUCAAAAUACAUGCAGUGAAUCGGGAAAAGAGAUUUAAAUGUGAAUUUUGUGAUAAAGCCUUUUUUAACAGAGGUGGACUUAAUGUUCAUAGGCGUAUACAUCUGGGUCAAAUGGUAGCUUGUAAACUUUGUCCAAAAGAAUUCUAUAGACAAAUUGAUUUAGAUAGACAUCUAUUGUCACAUUCAGCAGGUCCUCUACAAAAAAAAGUUUCGAAGGUAAAAUACGAAGUACAAUGUCAAUAUUGUAAUAAGUCGAUUGACUCUUCAAAAUGGAAAGAACAUAAAGCAGCUCAUUUGGGCCAACCUCAAGUGAAAUGUAAAAUUUGCGAAAAGAUAUUCUUUGCUAAGAAGAAAUGCACUAAACAUUUAAGACAGGUACAUCAGAAAACCAGAGAUGAAUAUGAACAAUUUAUACAUUAUUAUGAUGAUUGUAUUAAACGUAUGUCGCAUUUAAUGAUUCAACAACAAGAAAUAGUACAAUUAGUUACGAAAUGAAUAUUCAAAAGUUAACCAAAUCCAAUAAAUAUGUUUUAUUUUGUAUACAAAAAAUAUGUUUCAUAUAAAUUUAGUAGAAAUAUAUAAAGAAAACUAUGAAUAACCGA